This is a messenger RNA of Planococcus citri (citrus mealybug), 6062 nucleotides long. RefSeq names its product vacuolar protein sorting-associated protein 54-like. Gene Ontology annotation, biological process: Golgi to vacuole transport; retrograde transport, endosome to Golgi. The record is from RefSeq and is a predicted model, not a curated record. Bases 141 to 3095 code for a protein of 984 amino acids. The transcript is spliced from 19 exons. Gene Ontology annotation, cellular component: GARP complex. NCBI's taxonomy places the organism in Eukaryota, Metazoa, Arthropoda, Insecta, Hemiptera, Pseudococcidae. Gene Ontology annotation, molecular function: syntaxin binding.
UGGACUGUUAUCUGAAAAAAAUUCGCAAUUUGAUGCUUCAAUAUGAAUAUGACUCAAUUAUUGCUACAAUACGAGUAUGUUCGGAAUCGUCAUCCACGAGUAUUUAGAAUCACAAUUGACGAAGAAGUUUAUCAAUUUAAAUGGAUGCUGAAUGUGUAAAGAAAGAAUGCUGUCUGGAUUGUCGCAUAUGCCUUAACUCAUUCAACUCACCCGAGGAAUUCGCCGAUCAUCUGAGAACUAGUCACUGUUCUCAAGAAGGUGGUUCUUUUGUUUGCUUGUAUGGAGAAAAUCGAGUUUGUCCAUCGUUACCAGUCGAAGGUGUUAGUGACGCGGAUUAUGAAAGACAUAUUUAUAAACAUCACAUAUACAUUCGCAGUAAAUAUCAACGUCACAAAAGGCAAGCCAGCGUUAUGUCGACUUGCUCAGAUCAAUCAUUAGAUGACAAAUGGAAUGUUUAUUCGGCUUCGCAGAAUUUAGCUGCUGUUUUGAACAAUCCGCAUAAAAUUAAACAAAAAGACUUUUUUACCAAGCUAUGGGGUGAAGGAUUCAUCGAAGUUAGUCAUGUUCCUGAUCCGCCUUAUUUACCAACUAUUAUGAAACAACAUUUCGACCCAUAUCUCAAGAAGUUGUUAAAGAGAUACCGCAGACGAUCAAAGUUACCAAAAAAUCGAUCAAAUGAUCCAUCACAAGUUGAAAUAUCACCAAGUUUGUCAUCAUCGAAAUUACAAUCUCUAGAAAAAUUAACCUUCGAAGUACCUGAUAUAUUUUUAAAAAGUAAAUUCGAUCUAAGUUGCGCGGAUACGUUUAAUUUCGUAUUUCCGCAUAUCGCAGAAUGCAUAAGACCGGAGCAGUCGUCGACGGAAAUCGUUCCCGGUAAAACUAGCAGUCCAUCGAAUAGACCAAAAUUAUUACAAGAAAGACUAACUCAUUAUCUGGAUAUGGUCGAAGUUCAAAUCGCUAAACAAGUAUCGUCGAAAUCGGAUGCUUUUUUUCAUACGAUGACUUCGCACGAUGCUUUAAUGGAAAAUUUAGGACAAACUAUUACGAAAGUGCGAACCUUGAGAGGUAAAAUUCAAAGUAUCGAUAAAAGUCUAGUCACAGAUUCGUUGAAAAUAUUGAAAGGAAUCAGAUCUCGUAAUAAUUAUUGUCUAGUCUUGCGCAAGCUGAAAAUAAUGGCUACCGUUUACCAGACUCAACCUACCGUCAAGUUACUGUUAUCAACUCCGGAUUACGUGGCAGCUCUGGAUUUAAUCUACACUACUAAACAUUUGCUGAAUAAUGAAUUAGCUGGAAUACAUUGUUUCAGACAUUUAUCUUCGGAAUUGAACGAGGUGAUCAAAAUGAUCGACGCAUUGAUGACCGGUGAAAUGGAACGAUACGCGACGACCGAUUUAAACAGACCUCUUUUGGAAUCUGAAAUUCAAACUAUUGAAAAAGAUAAAUUAUUAUGCAUAAUUAUGGGUAUGUUGAGAAGGCAGUGUUUCUCUUUCGUGGACUGCUACUGGCGUGAAUCUUACGCCACUAUCAAAGCAACCAUUAAACAAGCAGUCAUAGAAAUCGUGGCUGAAAGUGAUUCGCCGAUUAUCAGAAAUGGAAACGAGCACCUGAAUGAUGCUCUAACGUUAGACGAACAAUUGAAAUUACUAACUGUUGAAGAAUGGGUCGCUCUUCUACGUAAUACCGCCACGUCUUUGAUCGUUUUACUGAAAAGGAUUAAAAGUGCUUACAAUGUAAUGGUGAAAGCUGUACGAAUAUGUACCGAUAACAUUAGCAGCAGCUCGUCUGAUGAUGGUUCCCUUUCCUCUCAGAAAGAAUCUAUAAUUACCCACGAAUCGGAGUAUUUCUUAGACGAAGAAAAUUUGAAAAUUAUUAAAAAUAAAUUAUCGCAUUUGAUUACCUCUGCUUGCCAAUAUGUUUCCGAACGAUAUGCUCAUCUUCUAUCCAAAAGAUCCUUAACUGAUAACGUUGACAAGAUGAAUGGAAAGCAAAGUAACGCAUCUAAAACAACCACAGCAACGAACUGGCUCGCAGAACAAGCUACCCUGGGCCAACUAAACGAAGUCAGAAAAUACGUAGACGAAUUAUACGACGCUUGCUUGUCGUUGAAUCCUAAUGAUAAUGUUCCUAUGGCGCUGAAAUCAGCAUUCAAAACCGAAGCUACCAAGUUCAUGAAGAAAUUCCACGAAGACCGAUUGAAGAAGAUAGAUAUGAUUUUAGAUACCGAAAGUUGGAGAGAAGCUCAAGUUCCUGUUGAAUUUCAAUCUUUAGUUAAUCAAAUUAUCGAAUUAGGUAAAUUCACAACUUAUAAAGUCGAUACGAAAUCUAACAUUUCAAAUAAACCGGCCGAUAUUUUAUACAUUGGGAAGGAAAAAUUUGUAGUGAUUGGCACGGUUUUAAUGCUGAUCAAAGUGAUAUCGGAAUAUUGCGUCAGAGCUGAAGACAUCACACUCUCGGCUCAAUGCCUGCUGCGUUAUUUAGCUGAAUUAUUGCAACUAUUUAAUCGAAAAAGUUGUAAAUUAGUUCUGGGAGGUGAAGCAUUAUCCGAAAGAACCGGAUUAAAGAAAAUCACCAGCUCAAAUUUAGCUCUGCUGAUGAGAGCAUUACAAUUGCUGUUGAAAUUGGUGCCACAAAUAAAAAACCAUUUUCGAAAUUUGUUACCGCCGGAUUCGCAACAGACGAUCAGCUGCUUAGAUCGUGUUUCCGAUGAACUUCACUUACACGUCAAAGACAUAAGUAUAAAAAUGUUAUCAAUUCCGUCGCAAAUAAUUGCCACCGAGUUGAAAAACUGGGAAGCCAAGCCUCCUGUGCCGUCCAAAGCUUUUCAAAAUUUAUCGAAAACCUUGAAAAAAAUGCACGAAGUUAUUUCCGGUAUUUUGACCGAUAACGACGUACACGAUUUGUAUAGGAAAAUGAACGUCAAGUUUAAAGAAGUUUUAAGAGAACGGAUCGUGAAAAUGAAUAUUGUCAAUGAUGGGGGACCACAGCAUGGCGUCGUAACAACCGAAUUAUUUUUCUACCUUCAAGAUCUAAAGAAAAUCGGCGCAUUACCUGAAAACGAAUUGAUUGAAUCUUCAAUGAACGAUUUAUGGUCUUGAAGAAAAUCCAAAACCCCCUUUAUCAAGCAGUCCGGUCGGACUGCCCCGCCAAGCAAGAAAAAAAAACGAACACAAAAAAAACAAAAACCGAUAAUACCAAACGUGAUGACAGUCCGGCCACUUACUGCUUAUAUUCCCUGAACAACUAAGCGUAUUUUUGAUGAUGAAUUUCUCGCGAAUAAAAACACGCACGAAUCUGAUUUUUUGAUAUGUUGUUGGCAUCAACGAGAGCUUUAAUUUGGUAUGCUUACAAACUUUCUACGGUAAAAAAUGAUGUAGAUUUGAAUACCCAAAGUUAGCAUUUUGGGGUAAUUUUUGAAAUCACUAAUCUUCGUGUCAAGAGAAAACUACUGAACCAAUUCAAGUCAAAUUUCGUACACUGGUGUAAAUUAAUGAGUUAUUUUUAGAUACAACGUCAGUUUUGAAAAAAAAUUAUUUUUGACCCCCUUUUUCUCAACUUUAAAAUUUCUUUCCCCCCUAAAACACCCCCAAAAUGAAAAUUUUUCGCGGUACCGUAGAAAAGGGUCAUCUACAUUAUAUUCGCCAUCAUUGUGCAAAAUUUCAAGCAAAUCGGUUCAUUUGGAAAGGCUGUAGCCUUGUCAACGGAAAUUUAAGCAUGAAAUUUCGUGAUGACUAUUUCCAUUUUUCAUCCUAAACCACCCAAAAAAUGAAAAUUGUUAGCUGUAUCAUAAAAAAGGGUAAUCUACAUCAUAUUCACUAUCAAUGUGCAAAAUCUCAAGCAAAUCGGUUCAUUAAGAGAGGCUGUAGCCUUGUCAACGGAAAUUUCAGCAUGAAAAUUCAUGAAAAUUUCCGUUGACAAGGCUACAGCUUCUCCAAAUGAACCGAUUUGCUUGAAAUUUGGCACAGUUGUAUUAAAUGUGAUGCAGAUGACCCUUUUUUAUGGUACAGCAAACAAUUUUCAUUUUUAGGGUGGUUGAGGGUGAAAAAUGGAAAUAUUCAUGAAAUUUCAUGCUUAAAUUUCCGUUGACAAGGCUACAGCUUCUCCAAAUGAACCGAUUUGCUUGAAAUUUUGCAAAAUGAUAGCGAAUAUAAUGUAGAUGACCCUUUUCUACGGUACAACGAGAAAUUUUCAUUUUUGGGGGGUUUUAUGGGGGAAAGCAAUUUUCAAAUUGUGAAAAAGGGAGUCAAAAAUGAUUUUUUUAAAAAACUAACGUUAUAUUUUGAAAUAAUACCCUAAUUUAAAUCACUGUACGAAAUUUGACUCAUAUCAGUUCGGUAGUGUUCUUCUAGUGAGAAACUUUGUGAUUUAAUCAACAAAUUAUUCUAAAAUUGUUGGUGUACCCGAAUUCCCAUUAAUAAUUUAUAAUAAUGUACAUUAUUUAAAAAAAAAAAAAAAAGUGGUGAUAUCAAUCGAAAAUACUUUUAAAAAGCAAAAAUUCCGCCAACCAAAAAAAAAACUUACCUACAAAAAAACAAAAAGAAUUGUCAACAAAAAUCUGAUAUUCUCAACUUCUUGGAGUAUGUACCCAGAUUCGCAUUAACAAUUUACAAUAUGUACACAUUAAAAAAAAAGUCGUGAUAUCCAUCAAAAAUACUUUUAAAAAGCAAAAUUACCGCCAACCAAAAAAAAAAAAAAAAAAAACUUGCAAAAAGAAUUGUUAACAAAAAUUUGUUCAUUAAGUAACUUUAAUGAAAAAAUUCAUGAUAUCAAAACAUCGCCAAGCAAUUUUCAUUCAGCAGUUGUGAUCAGGAAUUGAUAUGGAAUUUCAAAUUAAUUUGGUACUUACUGAAAUAAAAUAUCCAUAAGUUUGAGAACUGAAUUGAAAAACCGGGCCAAGCGCCGGCGGAAUUUAUCGGUCCGGUUUUUCAAUUCAGUUCUCAAACUUAUGGAUAUUUUAUUUCAGUAAGUACCAAAUUAAUUUGAAAUUCCAUAUCAAUUCCUGAUCACAACUGCUGAAUGAAAAUUGCUUGGCGAUGUUUUGAUAUCAUGAAUUUUUUCAUUAAAGUUACUUAAUGAACAAAUUUUUGUUAACAAUUCUUUUUGCAAGUUUUUUUUUUUUUUUUUUUGGUUGGCGGUAAUUUUGCUUUUUAAAAGUAUUUUUGAUGGAUAAUAGUUUCUCGUUAAUUAUUUUUAAUCUAGUUCUAUUCGCUGUAUUUUUUUUUUUUUUUUUUUUUCAAAGACUGCAUCUGCUACGAAAUGAUCAGUCGAGGUUACGUAAUCGUUAACUAAUAAGUAUAGUUUUUUCUCGCCGUAAAAUGCAAAAAAAGAAAAAAAUUCUUAUGUGAUACGCUAUUUAUUAUCAUUGUUGUUGUUAUCGUUUUUCGUUCGUUUUGUUUUUGUUUUCUUAUAUAUUUCAUUUUUUUCUCAUUAUUUAUUUUUCUUUUUCGAAAGCAUCUGUGAUUCAAUCGGUUUUAGUUGAAUAUUUUAUUUAUUUUCGCGUGUAUUAAUUGUGUUCUCGUACUCGUCUAUUUAAUUCGCGCAGUAGUUAAUUACGAAUUUUUAGAUUUAAAUUUACGUAAUUUUAAUUCUCGUGCCUGAAUAGUUUAAAAAAUGGAAUUGAAAAUUAUUGUCGAUUCUUGAAACGUGCAAUAGAAUUAAUGCAGUUGUGACAUCUUUGUGGAAAAGUCCUGUUGUAUAAUUUUAUAUGUUUCCAUGUUUCUAUUGAUAAUAUAUAUUUUUUAAUUAUUUAUUUGAUCACGAUUUUGUUUAAUUUGGGGUAAGAAAGAGGAAUUAUUCCAGUUUUAUACUAAUCACUAAAUUUUUACUUGUAGAUUGUAAUCAAUGUAAUGUGAAUUCGUGCGAUUUCAUUCAACUCAACUCUGAUUUUUCUGAUUCUUGAAUUGGAUCACUUCAAUUUCAUCUGUUCCUCUGCUAAUAAUUUUACCGUUUCGGUUUCCUAAUGGUACUCUAUUCGUACCAUCUUCUCUUCGGUAUACGAUGUUGAUCAUUUGUCCAGUAUCCUGAGAAAAAUAAUCAAUAAAUUAUUACUGUUUUUCUCCUCAAAA